AUAUUCAACUGGGUCGGGAUGUGUCUUUUCAGUAAGAAUUCUGCCGUUUCCUGAUAUAUAAGCCUGGUCAACGCAUCAAGCAAAGCAAACAAGUCAGGAUAUCUCUCACCCAACUGCACAUCACAAGUCUUACUCAUAUUAUGAAGUACAUCAUCCUCGCAGCUUUAGCCACUACUGUGUUGGCGGAAUUUCAGCGAGGCAUCAGCAUAGUCGCCCCCACCGUCGGAACCAACGUCACCUCAGGCGUACCGUUCCUGGUAGAGGUCUUGAAGAACACGACUCUCAACCAAGAGGACGUUGGGCUCAAAAUCAACAUUGUUAGUUUCAUUGAUCGGGUCUCUCGACCGCUCUACAACGGCACUUUCAAUCCAACCUCGUCUAUUUCUUCCACUUCGAAGUUCCAGGAUUUCAUUGUUGUGCCACCAGACAUGCCAUCGGGUGGCGCGACGGUGACUGUAGGUCACUACUUCACCAUCAAGGAAGACACAGGCGUAAAGUUUGAAGUAGAUCAGGUGGAAGUGGAGGUGCACGGUCAUUAGAGGCGUUAGUGUUUGGUUUGUGCGGAGGGGAGGAGGAUGCAUCGAGUCGGCAGUUAGUAUAUCGAUCCAUACACCAGACGAUGAUGCUAUAUGAAUUGA
Messenger RNA from Somion occarium, 638 nucleotides. NCBI's taxonomy places the organism in Eukaryota, Fungi, Basidiomycota, Agaricomycetes, Polyporales, Cerrenaceae. The record is from the annotation of a GenBank genome assembly.